Mya arenaria is the source of this 1035-nucleotide messenger RNA. Its product is annotated as keratin-associated protein 10-11-like. The record is from RefSeq and is a predicted model, not a curated record. The coding region runs from base 1 to 1035 and encodes 344 amino acids. The transcript has 10 exons. NCBI's taxonomy places the organism in Eukaryota, Metazoa, Mollusca, Bivalvia, Myida, Myidae.
AUGAAUUACGUGAUUGAUGUCAUUAUCUCGCUUCGGGCAACGCUUUUAACGCUUGUUUACUUUCUGGUGGCAAGAACUGGAGUGGACGCAGUGACCUGUUCAGCUGGAGGUAACGAAUGUGCCUCUACCGCGUAUUCGUACUGUAAAACAUUGACACCCAUCUGCGCAUGCGCCGAUAUAGCCCCUGAUGCAAGUGGCACAUGCACCCCAAAAGUUUGUACCCUUGAUAGCGAAUGCAUAGCAUUAGAUGCCAAUUCUAAAUGUACCUCCGGUUCGUGUACGUGUACGGAUUCAUAUUAUCUCGACGGCGCUGACGAUGAAGCGAGCUGUGUUGCCAACCCCGUUGGCACAACAUGUGCAUUAGGAGAGUGUUCCGGGCUAACUGGCCAGGUAUGCGACAAUACAUUGGACAGUCCAGUGUGCGCAUGUGCUGACGGUUUUAAGGAUGUCAGCUCCACCUGCACUGUAAAUGCUGUUGGGGACACGUGUACAGCGUCUGGGUACGAAUGCAUGACUGUUUCGAAUGCCUUCUGCAGCACUUCAGCGUGUGCUUGUGGAGCAGCCUUUACCGGAGAUCCUUGUGUUGGAGCUACUUGUUCCACCAGCGCCGAUUGUAUAACACUGGACGCCAACUCUGAGUGCGUUGGAACUGCAUGUGCCUGUAAGGCGAACUAUGCCGUAUCUCUAAAAGGAACUAGCGGCGAUUGUCAGCCAGGUGUCGGUGCUACCUGUACGGCAUCUGGAAGUGAAUGUCAGAACCUGCUGGGAGGAUAUUGUGCCACCACAGUCUGCGCUUGUGCCGAUAUUAUGGCGGCCUCAGUAACUGUGUGUGCAGCCACAAGUUGUACUGCGGAUGCCACCUGUACAGCACUUGAUGCUAACUCGGAGUGCAUAAAGGACAUGUGUGUGUGCAAAUCAGGCUACGCACUUGAUGGGACAUCAAAAUCGUGUGUGGCGACAGGCGGCAGCAAUGCAAUUACGGCAUCGAUCGCUGUCAUGCUGAUGAGCCUGCUAGUCAGUGUUCUGCAGCAUUGA